This is a messenger RNA of Rhinolophus ferrumequinum (greater horseshoe bat), 3125 nucleotides long. RefSeq names its product dishevelled segment polarity protein 1 (gene DVL1). Gene Ontology annotation, molecular function: frizzled binding. The transcript has 15 exons. Lineage: Eukaryota; Metazoa; Chordata; Mammalia; Chiroptera; Rhinolophidae. Bases 76 to 2175 code for a protein of 699 amino acids. Gene Ontology annotation, cellular component: cytosol. Gene Ontology annotation, biological process: canonical Wnt signaling pathway; intracellular signal transduction. The record is from RefSeq and is a predicted model, not a curated record.
GGAGGCGCCCGCGUCCGAGCCCCGGGCCGGGCCUGAGCGCCGCGCAGGCCCCGCGCCCGCCGCCGUCGCCGCGCCAUGGCGGAGACCAAGAUCAUCUAUCACAUGGACGAGGAGGAGACGCCGUACCUGGUCAAGCUGCCCGUGGCGCCCGAGCGCGUCACGCUGGCCGACUUCAAGAACGUGCUCAGCAACCGGCCGGUGCACGCCUACAAAUUCUUCUUCAAGUCCAUGGACCAGGACUUCGGGGUGGUGAAGGAGGAGAUCUCAGCUGAUAAUGCCAGGCUGCCCUGCUUCAACGGCCGCGUGGUCUCCUGGCUGGUCCUGGCUGAGGGUGCACACUCAGACGCAGGGUCUCAGGCCACUGACGGCCACACAGACCUGCCCCCACCACUUGAGCGGAUGGGCGGCAUUGGGGACUCCCGGCCCCCCUCUUUCCACCCAAAUGUGGCCAGCAGCCGUGACGGGAUGGACAACGAGACUGGCACGGAGUCCACAGUCAGCCACCGGCGGGAGCGAGCCCGGCGCCGGAACCGUGAGGAGGCUGCCCGGACCAAUGGGCACCCGAGGGGGGACCGGCGUAGGGACCUGGGGCUGCCUCCUGACAGUGCAUCCACCGUGCUGAGCAGUGAACUUGAGUCUAGCAGCUUCAUUGACUCGGAUGAGGACGACAACACGAGCCGGCUGAGCAGCUCUACCGAGCAAAGCACCUCCUCCCGGCUCAUCCGGAAGCACAAGCGGCGGCGGCGGAAGCAGCGCAUGCGGCACACGGACCGCGCCUCGUCCUUCAGCAGCAUCACGGACUCCACUAUGUCCUUGAACAUUAUCACUGUCACCCUCAACAUGGAGAGGCACCACUUCCUGGGCAUCAGUAUCGUGGGGCAGAGCAACGACCGCGGGGACGGUGGCAUCUACAUUGGCUCCAUCAUGAAAGGCGGGGCUGUGGCUGCCGAUGGCCGCAUCGAGCCAGGGGACAUGCUGCUGCAGGUGAACGAUGUCAACUUUGAGAACAUGAGCAACGACGACGCAGUGCGGGUGCUGCGGGAGAUUGUGUCCCAGACAGGGCCCAUCAGCCUCACCGUGGCCAAGUGCUGGGACCCGACCCCCCGGAGCUACUUCACUGUCCCAAGGGCUGACCCGGUUCGGCCCAUUGACCCUGCCGCCUGGCUGUCGCACACCGCGGCGCUGACCGGAGCCCUGCCCCGCUACGGUACGAGCCCCUGCUCCAGCGCCGUCACACGCACCAGCUCCUCCUCACUAACCAGCUCUGUGCCCGGCGCUCCACAGCUGGAGGAGGCGGCGCUGACGGUGAAGAGUGACAUGGGUGUCGUGGUUCGGGCCAUGCAGCUGCCGGACUCUGGCCUGGAGAUUCGUGACCGCAUGUGGCUGAAGAUCACCAUUGCCAACGCCGUCAUCGGGGCCGACGUGGUGGACUGGCUGUACACCCACGUGGACGGCUUCAAGGAGCGGCGGGAGGCACGCAAGUACGCUAGCAGCAUGCUGAAGCGGGGUUUCCUGCGGCACACGGUGAACAAGGUCACCUUCUCCGAGCAGUGCUACUACGUCUUUGGGGACCUGUGCAGCAAUCUUGCAGCCUUGAACCUUAACAGCGGUUCCAGCGGGGCCUCGGAUCAGGACACGCUGGCCCCACUGCCCCACCCGGCCGCCCCCUGGGCCCUGGGCCAGGGCUACCCCUACCAGUACGCAGGGCCCCCGCCCUGCUUCCCGCCCGCGUACCAGGACCCCGGCUUCAGCUACGGCAGCGGCAGUGCUGGCAGUCAGCAGAGUGAAGGAAGCAAAAGCAGCGGGUCCACCCGGAGUGCAGGCGGGAGCAGCCGGCGCGCCCUGGGCCGAGAGGAGCGUCGGGGGGUUGGGGCUGGGGGCAGUGGCAGCGAGUCGGACCACAUAGCCCCAAGCAGAGCAGGUGGCAGCAGCUGGCGGGAGCGUCCGGCUAGCCAGCUGAGCCGUGGCAGCAGCCCACAUAGCCAGGCCUCGGCCGCCGCCCCGGGACUCCCCCCACUGCACCCCCUGACGAAGGCGUACUCAGUGGUGGGUGGGCCACCUGGGGGGCCUCCUGUCCGGGAGCUGGCCGCUGUCCCCCCAGAGCUGACAGGUAGCCGCCAGUCCUUCCAGAAGGCCAUGGGGAACCCAUGUGAGUUCUUUGUGGACAUCAUGUGACUGAGGAGAGCGUGCCUUUAGCCCCGCCGGGCCGUGGGAGAGCUGGUGGUCCUGUCACUCCCACAGGAGGGCACUUGCCUUAGCGGUGGCCGUCCUGGGUCAGCCUGUGCUUCCAUGUGCACAAGGGGCCGUACGUGGGGUCCAGGGCUGGACAGCGUGGGAGCAGGCUGGAGGGGAGGGCUGAGGGCAGCCCAGACCACCCUGGCCUGGGCUCAGCAGCCUGUUCGCUCCUGGCAGAGAAGCUGUGUCCACGCAGACCCUAUGAGGGUGCUUCUGUCUCUGCUCACACAGGUCUGACCUGUCUCCUGUGGCGUGCGCCUCAGGGACCCCCAAUCACCACAGAGCUGUACACAGGGCCCCAGACCAAGCUGAGAGGUGGCUGCUGGGCCUGGGUCCCACUUGUCACCCAGUUCUAAGGCCCCACCCAUCGUGCCCAGACUGGGCUUCUCGGGGGUGGAAUCGGGGCCCCUGGACUCCUCCGUAGCUUCCCAUGGUAGGGGUAUAAUUUAUUUAUUUAUUGCUUGGCCUGUGUCCUCUGGAGGAGGUAGUAGCCAAGUCAGCCUCCAAACACACACCUGGCUGGAGCAGUUUGCAUGUCCCCCCACCGCUGGGUCUGAGUGAGUGCAGGGACAGUUUGUAUGUGCAGGUGUGUGGGAAGGUCCAUGAGGUGGAGACGGGAGUGUUUCAGCCAGCGGGAGGGGUGGCACACGACCCUGAGGGGUGAAGGCACAGAUGCAGACAGCUGCUACAGGGGCGGUCUGGGGGAGAGGGGCGGCCAGCCCGCCCUUCCUUGCUGCCCACCUGCACACGCCGCUUCCUUCCCAGUGUCUGGCCUGCACAUGUCUGCGCUGUAGAUACUGGAUCAAGUCAGAGUAUCGUCUGGAUAGUUAAUAGAGCUGCUUCUGUGGAAAUGCUAUUUUAAACACUAAAAAGCAUUUAAUUUUAUGGGA